This is a messenger RNA of Xiphophorus maculatus (southern platyfish), 1267 nucleotides long. RefSeq lists its product as uncharacterized. NCBI's taxonomy places the organism in Eukaryota, Metazoa, Chordata, Actinopteri, Cyprinodontiformes, Poeciliidae. Bases 1 to 1089 code for a protein of 362 amino acids. The transcript is spliced from 8 exons. Gene Ontology annotation, molecular function: calcium ion binding. The record is from RefSeq and is a predicted model, not a curated record.
AUGUGGGACCCAUGCUGGACCCAUGUGGGUCUCAUAUUGGACCCAUGUGGGACCCAUGCUGGACCCAUGUGGGUCUCAUAUUGGACCCAUGUGGGACCCAUACUGGACCCAUGUGGGACCCAUGCUGGACCCAUGUGGGACCCAUACUGGACCCAUGUGGGACCCAUGCUGGACCCAUGUGGGUCUCAUAUUGGACCCAUGUGGGACCCAUACUGGACCCAUGUGGGACCCAUGCUGGACCCAUGUGGGUCUCAUAUUGGACCCAUGUGGGACCCGUACUGGACCCCCAGUGGUUUCGACCUCGGUCAGUGGAGGUCGACCUUCAUGGACAGUCGCCGAUUCUCCAUCCAUGAGCAGGAAGAGAAGGAAGUCUGGACUAACGGACCCAGAAGUCUCUGCAGCUCAUCUCCUCCGUCUCCAUCAGCGGUUCCAGCUCCUGGACAAAGACAGCAGUGGAAGCCUCAGGUCGGUUCUGUUUGGGUCUCAGGUCCGAGGACUUGGAGGCGGCGCUGUCUGAGAAUCCCAUCGGAGUCCGAAUCGUCGGAGCUUUUUUCCAGCUGGGACAGGAAAUGGUGGACUUUCCCUCGUUUGUCCGGAUUCUGGCUCACUUCCGUCCCACGGAGAAAAACCGGACCGGAGACGGCGUGCAGCCGGAUCCGGGAACUCAAAUUUGCCUUCCAGCUGUACGACCGGGACCGAGACGGAAAGAUCUCCAGAACCGAGCUGCUGCAGGUGCUGAGGGAGAUGCUGGGGCUGCAGGUGACGGAGGAGCAGCUGCAGAGCAUCGCGGAGCGCGCCAUCCAGGAGGCCAACCUAGACCGGGACGACACCAUCUGCUUCGACGAGUUCAGGAAGGCGGGUCCGGUUCGGCUCCCAGAACGGGUUCCUCCUCCUCCAUCAGGAGGGGACGUCGCUGGAGAAAGUGAACAUCAAUCACAAGCUGAGCGUUCGCUUCCUGGAGUAAAGACUCUAAGAAGAAAGAUUUCAUUCACCUGGGACCUGUUGGAGCGACUCGUUCCUAACGAGUCGCACCUGCUGCUGUUCCAGGAUGAAGACUCGCUCGUCCUGGAACCGUUUCCUCCAGAUUAACCCAACAUGGCUUCAGGAGAGAAUCCAGAGCGAAAUAUGUCAAACCUUUAUUUCUUAAUGUUAAUGAUUGUGGCCGACAGGAUGAAAGUCUCACCUGUGAAAUCUCACAGGUUGUGAAAUCAACCUGUAAAUUUUAUCUGACAUUAUUUAUCUAUAAUCCAUUCCCUAACAUUCUUGU